Messenger RNA from Fimicolochytrium jonesii, 489 nucleotides. RefSeq lists its product as uncharacterized. Bases 1 to 489 code for a protein of 162 amino acids. Lineage: Eukaryota; Fungi; Chytridiomycota; Chytridiomycetes; Spizellomycetales; Powellomycetaceae. The record is from RefSeq and is a predicted model, not a curated record. The transcript has a single exon.
AUGUCAAAUCUACUAUGGGUCCCACGACUCAUGCUUAGAGUGCUAGGCCCUAAGCGGCGGUCCACAGGCACAGACUCCUUCUUCUCCCGCUCACAUCCCGAAACAACCCAGCAACCAGCCCCCUCUUCCACUACCAUCCACCACCACCACAACUACAGCACGCUAAACCCCCUCGCUGGUAACCCCAACCCCGCUGCAGAUGGGCUGGGCCGCUAUGGUGCCGACAGCCUGCCCUCACAAACAAACGGGGAGGAAUAUGAGCGACUUCGGCGGAAUUUUCGGGCGUGGUUGUGCGUGUUUGUGAUUGUGAUGUGCCUAUGUGUGGUGAAUAUCGUGGUGUUGGAUGUGAUGUGGGCCAAGAAGGGCGGGUUUGGAAGGUCAACGAAUUCGACGGAGGUGGCAUUGCAGAUGAUGGGGAGUAAAAGUAGUCCUAGUAGCGCGAAGAAUGCAACAAGUUCGUCUCCGAAGUUUGGCGGGGCUAUUGGGUAG